CUUGAAUAAAUUAUAUAAGGUGUUAGUAUUAUAAAGGAGGUACUAGACAGCACUGCCAGUCAUCUUUAUGCAGAGCGAACUUUACCAGCACUAUUUCACAAAUAAAUGAGUCAUCGAAAGAAACAGCACACAUAAAAUAUGCAAACAGACCCACAAUGAUAAAGUCUUGAUAUUUAAACGUCAUUCUGCUUCAAUCAGUUGAAGUUGAAGCUUAAAAUUGCGGACCAUCGGUAAUCGAUUUCGCAGGCGGUGAUUGGAGCAUAACCUAUCGAACCUGCUUUGUUUCCUGUAUGCCGCACCUUUGUAGGCAAGCAUAGGCCAAACCAAAGAGAAAGGCCUACCAUCCCAAACAAGUACACCUUAGUUUAGGAAAUAUGGCUCGGUGGUAUUCGUUGAUUUAUUUCUUUAUAAUUCUACAGUCAAUUUAUGCUCAAGAGAACAAGAUAUGGGUACUGACUGGUGAUUCGGUCACUUUCACUGUUCCGGAUGUCGAUGAAACGUCUAUCAAUGGACUUGUAUGGGAGAAAGAUCGUAAUGAAAUUUACGAAUGGGCCAAUCAGGACGUACGCAAUCUGACAAACGUUACCGUUGAAGAUUCUGGGAAUUAUGAAUGUUACUAUUCCAAUCCUGAAUCGAGCGAGGCAGACUUACAACUUUUGAAAAGGUUCAGUCUGGAUGUUAUCGAGCGUAAACUCGAUGUGAUCAUAUUUGCGGGCCUAGAGGUAAAUGAGAAUCAGUUUGGAAACGCAAAAUGUGUGAUACAGGGAGACCCGCUACCGAACACCGACCAAGUCUGGCUGCAAACCCCAGACGGUGGCCGGACAAAGCCAACUGAUUAUGUAGUACACGCAGCUAACUUUACGGUUGAGAUGGAGUUCACAGAAAUAAAUGUAUGGAAUAAAAAGAAAUAUACUUGUAGCGUUGGCACGGACAGCACGAGUGUGAAUCAAUCCAUCUAUGGACAGGUCUACAAGACUCCACGACUUCAUUUGCCACCAAAUGUUGUAGUCACCAACGACAGUCUAACAGUGUCUUGGAAAGCGUGGCCAGAUACUGAUAUUGGCGAAAUUGGCGACGGACCAAUAGUCAAAUACAGUGUACUGUAUAACUGCACAAAUUCUAGCUCAAAGUACAUUGGGGCCGGCGUUGAUGGAUCUACUACCUCAAUGGAUGUGUUUAUUUCCGAAUUAUCCAUAAAAAGAGGGUAUUUGUGCACCUUCUUUGCGAUCCCAUCACGCCCGGGAAAUGGUGGAGAAGGACCCUUCAUGACUGGCGCUGCCAAGACUGUGUACAUACCGUGUCUAAAACCACACAGUUCACCAACCGACGUACGUGUGACCCUAAACGGAACUGACACAAUUCAAGUUGACUGGGAGGGUAUUUCAAACAACGACUGGCACUGCGAAGCAACAAAAUCGUACCUUGUGAUGUAUCACAUAAUCUCUUCUCCGACUGACAGUUUUAGUCAAGAAGUGGACAAUCACCAUUCCACCGCUGAACUGAAAGUCGAUAAUGGAUGUGCAACUUACGUAAUCAGUGUAGCGGCGAAAAAUCAAGAUAUGACAGGGGUUAGCUCAACAGCCGUUAAUGUGUCAACUACGGACUCAUGUAUUCGUAUUUCCGUAGUUGCAGUAUCUGACAAACAUGUUACGAUUGCUUUGAAAACGCCAAAUACCACAGUAGAUUUGGUCAAUAGCUACAAGGUGACCUACCAGUGUUUGUACCGACUGUACGAAAGAGCACCAAGCCACAACACAACUAUCAAAACCUCUAUAUUUCAAGCAGACACGAAUAUGUUCACCGUCACAGGUCUUCAGUCCGCUUGCCAUUAUAACUUUACCAUCGAGCGCAUCUCCAAAUCGUCAUUAGUGACGUCAGACACAUUUUCCGAGGACACACUGCCCCCACCAGCUCUCGGAAAGCCCAAAUUGAUUGUCCUAAACAAAACAGCAACAACGAUCACCGUGAAAUUCAAACCACUCGACAAUUACCCGUACAUAAGAAAUUACUCGUUGCUUAUAAUGGAAAGCUCCCAUUCGAUUGAAAACGCAUGGAACUUAACUUUUGAAAGUAAAACCAUUGGUGCAACAGCGUAUACCACGGCACAGUUUCCGCCUGACGUCGGUAAUAUCUAUUUCACGAUUGGCACAAGUGAUGUUGAAGACGAUCUUUAUAACGCACCAUUGGAUCCUAAGAAAUCAUAUUAUGUUAGUUUAGCACCAAUCGACUACAAGAAUAAGGUUAAUUUCGAUUUGGUUGAAUGGCAGAAUGGGACAAUUAGCUCUGAAAUCGAAUCUCAGCCAUCAGUUCAAUCUUCGAGUCUUGCAAUUGGGCCAAUGGUUCUAGGUCUUUUUGGAUUGAUUACGUUCCUUGUACUUGUUAUACUGGGUUUGCUGGUGUAUUUUAGGCGGCGUGGAUCACACAAGUUCCUGGAACAGAUGGGAUCCCACCGUCCGACUCAUCCACAAGAGUACAUUGACAUGGAGACCCUUCAGUUAACAGCCAACAGAGGUUCCGAAUUUUAUGAAGAUAUAUGCGACUACACCAAAAUCGCUUGGGAGGAUCUAAUGAUUGAUGCGAAAGUUAUCGGUAGAGGCAAUUUUGGAGAAGUUCGACUUGGACUUCUGAAGCAUGAAGGGAAGAAUAAGCAAGUCGCUAUAAAGACAUUAGCUGAGAAUGCCGUAAACAAAGCAAAAACAGACUUUUUGACAGAACUUAACAUAAUGGCGAUGAUUGGGGAUCACGAGAAUGUUAUCCAUCUUAUUGGAGCGUGUAUCAAUGAAGGUACUCUCUAUGUGGCCAUGGAGUAUGCCAAGCACGGAAAUCUUCUAACGUAUUUGAAGCUUAGUCGAGAAGAACAUUUAUAUUCGAACAGUUCGGCGAUGAGGUCAAAGGACGACCAUUUUAUGUCCUCCAUUAGUUCAGAUCAGCUUUUGAAAUUUUGCUGGGACAUUGCUAAAGGAAUGGAUCACCUGACUAGUCGAGGGGUUAUCCAUCGGGAUUUGGCAGCAAGGAACGUGUUACUUGAUCACAACUUGACAGCGAAAGUAUCAGACUUUGGUCUUUCUAGAGAUGAAAAUAUGUACGUCAUGACAACAACGGGACGAGUACCCGUGAAAUGGAUGGCUCCGGAAUCAAUUAUGUAUCAAACAUAUACAUCAAAAAGUGACGUGUAAGUAUGUUUUAUAAAUAAAAUGAGGCUUGUUAUUCCAAAACCAGGGUAAUGUCGAAUAGCAUA
Molecule: messenger RNA, 3238 nt
Organism: Anneissia japonica
Lineage: Eukaryota; Metazoa; Echinodermata; Crinoidea; Comatulida; Comatulidae
Product: tyrosine-protein kinase receptor Tie-1-like
Exons: 17
Coding region: 375-3176 (933 amino acids)
Biological process (GO): cell surface receptor protein tyrosine kinase signaling pathway; protein phosphorylation; positive regulation of kinase activity
Cellular component (GO): signaling receptor complex
Molecular function (GO): ATP binding; protein binding; transmembrane receptor protein tyrosine kinase activity
Source: RefSeq, a predicted model, not a curated record